UUGCAUAGUUAGCUGGCCACUCGUUUUUAUAUUCAUUUUUUCCCAUUUGCAUUUUCUAGCUUCUCCCCUCGAUUUCUUCAGAAACAGCAAAGAGAGAAUCAAUUCCUCAUCGUUGGAAUUGUUUACUCUCUGGAUUCUUACCUCGCCAUUGAUUUCCCCGCACACCCUCUCCUUCCAAAAAAAACCGCACCUUCAGAUUCUAACUGUCCCAUUUUUUCCUAGUUAAUUAAGAUUAUGCUACAAAAUUCACAGAGUCUAAAGUUUCAGCCACAUUUUGCUGUAAAGAUCUGAGCUUUGAGCUGUGACAUGUUCUUCUGUUAAUGGGUUUGAGUUGUUCUUCCUACUUAGCCAUUGAUUCUUCUCUCUCUUGAAGCCUAAAUCUUUUUUGUUUUGUUUUUCUCUCUCUCUCUCUUUCCCUAUUGUGGGGUGGACUUGUGGAAUGCUGAGGUCAGAGGCUUCUGUGACAUGUUCUAGGAGCUUUGUGCUGAAUUGGGUCACUGAGGUUUCUGUCAAUUGUGGUAGAGAAUCUCAGUUCUCAGAGAUCUAAGCCUCUCUGUCUUUGGAUUCAUAGAAAACACCCUGUUUUUUUGUUGCAUAGUUGUGGUGAAAGUGAAAGUGAGAGGCAUUGAAGAUGAUGAGGAUGAAGAAUGGUAAGACAAAUGGGCUUUCUCCCAUCAUGAAUGGAAGCUCAGCUGUUAGCAGAGCUGAACCGGGUUCAAAGGAAUGGGAGAUGAGGCCGGGUGGAAUGCUGGUUCAGACGCGAACCGCUGACUCGGAUCGGAUCUCAGUGUCGGUUCCCAUGAUCAGAGUCAGGGUCAAGUAUGGUUCAAUUUACCAUGAACUCAACAUUAGUUCCCAAGCUUCAUUUGGGGAAUUGAAGAAAAUGUUGUCAGGGCCAACUGGUUUACACCACCAAGAUCAGAAGCUAUUUUACAAAGAUAAAGAGAGGGAUUCAAAAGCUUUCCUUGAUGUGGUUGGAGUGAAGAAUAAAUCAAAGUUGGUACUGGUGGAAGACCCUAUUAGUCAAGAGAAAAGGUUGUUGGAGAUAAGGAAGAAUGCUAAGAUGGAGAAAGCUGCAAAAUCUAUCUCAGAAAUCAGUUUGGAAGUAGAUAGGCUUGCAGGGAGGGUAUCUGCUUUUGAAUCAAUAAUUAGCAAAGGUGCGAAAGUUGCAGAAACAGAUUUGCUUAGUCUGGUUGAGCUUUUGAUGAAUCAAUUACUUAGAUUGGAUGGUAUAACAGGUGAUGGAGAUGUGAAAUUGCAGAGGAAAAUGCAGGUCAAAAGAGUUCAAAAGUAUGUUGAAACUCUGGAUGUGCUGAAAGUUAAGAACUCAAAUGGACAAAGAAUUGGACCAAUUAAAGAGCAACCACAAACACAUUCAAAUGGGCAUCACAGGUUAGCUCCAAUUCAGGAGCAGCAAGAAGAACAACCAAGGAACUCAAAUGGGCACUCCCAAGUAUUUCAACAACAGCAACAGUCAAAUCAUUCUACCUCAGGAGUUGUAGUCACCACAAAAUGGGAGACAUUUGAUUCAAUCCCACCAUUAAUCCCAGUUGAAUCAACAUCCACAACCCCUGCAGUGAACAACAACAAUUCAGGUCCUCCCAAGUUCAAUUGGGAAUUAUUCAACUAAUAAGUACCUUGCGAAGUGUUUGUAGCUGUGUGGAGAUAUCAUUUUGGUUUGUUUUCCACUUGGAGUGUUAUAUGUUUUACAUUCUUUUGUGUAUUUAGAUUUUUGUUUAGCAACCCCUCUAAUCUGUCAUUUACUUCAGAAAUAAAUGGGGUUUCUAUGAUAGUGAUUACUAUUUUGGUGCCCAUACCAAAUAUUUGGGCCUAUAUUUUAUGAUAUGAAUAUAAUAUUUUAUAUUUGCAGCUUUA
Messenger RNA from Lotus japonicus, 1875 nucleotides. Its product is annotated as BAG family molecular chaperone regulator 3-like. NCBI's taxonomy places the organism in Eukaryota, Viridiplantae, Streptophyta, Magnoliopsida, Fabales, Fabaceae. The coding region runs from base 632 to 1630 and encodes 332 amino acids. Gene Ontology annotation, cellular component: cytoplasm. The record is from RefSeq and is a predicted model, not a curated record. Gene Ontology annotation, molecular function: adenyl-nucleotide exchange factor activity; protein-folding chaperone binding. The transcript has 4 exons. Gene Ontology annotation, biological process: protein stabilization.